CCAAAUUUUAAUGUUACGUUACUGGGUAUACAAAUGGAACGUUUCAAAUAUUAUACGUAACAUGCAGAUUGUUUCAUCAGUCUUAUAGAGUCAGUCUUACAAGUUCUUAUAACCACUGCAUACUACGUGAUGGCAAUCAUCAAAAGACUUUUGGCAGCAGUCAUAUUACUUCUCAUUAGCCAAGGCGUUCUUCUUCAAGAUAAUGAAACAGUAAAUAGUCAAAUAGUGGAAGAUUCCAAAGAAAAUCUAUUUCGUCUACGACAGAAUGUUGUGCCCAUCCAUUACGAUAUAAAACUAAUACCUCAUAUUGUGGAAAAUAAUUUUACCACUAAUGGCGAAACGAAUAUCGAUGUUGAAGUGCGCGAAUCGACAAAUGCCAUCGAAUUGCACGUUGUAGACCUCACAAUAGACGAAUCGCUGACGAAGCUAACUCGCAAAGGCGUAGAUGUAAAUUCUAAAUCGGAGUAUGUUCCAAAGCAGCAUGAAUAUAAUUCCUUAACACAAAUUUUGACGCUACGAUUUGAAGAAUUAUUGAAUCCUGGAAUUUAUACGCUGCAUUUCACUUUUAUGGGCGUGAUAUAUUCAUCCCGUGAUGUUGGGCAUGGGGUCCGACGCGGAUUGUAUAGAAGAUCUUACUAUAACGACAAAGGAAACAAGAUGUGGUUAGUAGUAACACAUUUUCACUCAGUCUACGCGCGGCAAGCAUUUCCGUGUUGGGAUGAACCUGCCAUAAAAGCGACCUUCAAAUUUUCCAUCAAGCACUAUCCUAAUUAUACAGCGUUAUCGAAUAUGCCAUCCAUGCGAUCGGAAAUUGACGAAGUUGAUGGAAAAUUAUGGACAUACUUCGAGACCACUCCUAUUAUGUCUACCUAUUUAUUAGGAUUCGUGAUCGCUGCAGAUUAUAAUUAUGUCUCAAAUUUGGACGGUAAUAUCAAAAUAUGGGGCCCAAAACACCUUCUUUCUCGUGCCGUAUGUUCUCUUGACAUUGCUGAGAAAGCAACGCAGGAACUCGACAAAUUCACCAAUAGCACCGUUCCUUUACCAAAAAUAGAUCAUGUUGCCAUUCCGAAUUACGGCACUAGGGUCACUGAAAACUGGGGUAUGAUUCUUUAUAGACAAGAUUUACUUCUUGGAGACAAAAGAUUAUAUUCAAUUAAUAACAAAUGGGAUAUUAUGACAAUCACUCACGAAGUAGCGCAUCAAUGGUUCGGAAAUUUAGUCAGUCCAAUUUGGUGGAAAUAUCUUUGGUUGAGCGAAAGCAUUACGACAUAUCUACAAUAUUACAUUACUGACAAGUUUCUUAGAGGAAAACAAUUGAUGAAUUAUAUAGUAGUGACUGAUGAACAACAUAUGCUGUAUAUAGAAUCAAAUUUAGCCACCCCAAUUCAUAGAAAUAUUAUUGGUCAAGUAGAUAUUUUUAAUCCAUAUGCUAACAGAACCAAUGAAAAAUCAAGGAAAUCUGCUUAUCUCCUGCGAAUGUUAUCGCAUUUCUUGAGGGAAGAUGUGUUUCGAAACGGCUUAAUAAAGUACCUUCAAGCACAUAAAUACAGCAGUGUUACACCAGACGAUUUAUGGAAGGCAUUACAAGACGCUCUUGAUGAGUCAGAUGUACCGCAUGACGAUUUUAAAGUAAAGGACGUAAUGGACACUUGGUUCAAACAAGCGUGGUAUCCUCUCGUUACGGUUCAUCGAGAUUAUGAAACAGGCGAAAUCAAGAUGACGCAAGAAAUAUUUAUACCAAAAAACAAUUUUAACUAUAGAGGAAACAAGGAAGAGGCAUGGUGGAUACCUAUAAAUUUUGCAACGCAAAGCAACUUUUUGUCAGACUUCUCGUCUACGUUAGCCACCCAUUGGCUGAAACCUCAUGACAAGAAUAUAACAAUCAAAGGAGUACAGAAGGAUGACUGGAUUAUUGUAAAUAAGUACAUGACAGGAUUUUAUCGUGUAAAUUACGAUACAACUAAUUGGAAAAGGAUCGCUGCUUAUCUUAAUUCUGAUAACUACAACAUCCCAGUUCUGAAUUGUGCCCAAAUUCUUGACGACGCUUUCAACAUGGUGAAAACUGAACGGCUUGAUUUAACUACUUUUGUUGAAAUUAUAAAUUAUUUGUCACGCGAAACUCAUCCUGCACCAUGGUGGAGAGCUCUUAAGAACAUUUGGGAAUUUAAUGAUUAUUUGCGAUUACCGGAAGGAGAAGCAGUCCUAAAACCAUAUUUAUCGAGUUUAAUGCGUAAACUAUUUGAUCAUAUCAUCCCCGACGAUAAUCCUUUUACUGUUGAUCUUUUUACUGAAAAUCUUAGAAUGCAUGUGUACAGAUAUGCAUGUGUAUAUGGACUUUCGGAUUGUCAAGCAAAAAUUACUUCUAAAUUACUUGCAUAUGUGGAAGACCCAAUCUCAAAUAAUAAACCGUUAUUCCAACAAGAAAAUUUGUAUUGCUUUGGUCUUAUAAAGGCGAAUGAAUCUCUUUGGGAUCAGUUUAUACAAGCACAACAGAGAACAUUCAAAUCUUAUACGCAGUUUCUUGGUUGUUCAGAGAAUUUACACAUUCUUGAAAAACAUUUAAAUUCUUAUUGCCAAUAUACAAGAAGAUACGAUGAUCUCUUUAAUAAUAUGUUCUCAAUUUUUCCAACUACUGAUGUAGCGAUUAAAUUUUUUAUUAAUAAUCACGAGAAUAUCCAUGAACCUUUAAUUCUUCAGAGAAUCAUUGACAAUAGUUUCAGGGAAGAGGAACUUGACAAGAUAAAAGCAUUUGCUAAACAAUAUGGAAUUAAUAUACAAACGGAUUUAAACAACAGGAAAGCAGUCUUAGACAAAAUGAAUAAUAAUUUAUCAAAAGUUCUGGAUGCUUUAAAAACUGUACAGUCUAAUCUCAACACAUUCAGCAAUGAUACGUCAUAAUCAGAUUUAAUCCA
Molecule: messenger RNA, 2912 nt
Organism: Solenopsis invicta (red fire ant)
Lineage: Eukaryota; Metazoa; Arthropoda; Insecta; Hymenoptera; Formicidae
Product: aminopeptidase N
Exons: 11
Coding region: 130-2898 (922 amino acids)
Biological process (GO): proteolysis; peptide catabolic process
Cellular component (GO): cytoplasm
Molecular function (GO): peptide binding; metalloaminopeptidase activity; zinc ion binding
Source: RefSeq, a predicted model, not a curated record